This is a messenger RNA of Aspergillus ruber CBS 135680, 1770 nucleotides long. RefSeq lists its product as uncharacterized. The record is from RefSeq and is a predicted model, not a curated record. Bases 1 to 1770 code for a protein of 589 amino acids. Lineage: Eukaryota; Fungi; Ascomycota; Eurotiomycetes; Eurotiales; Aspergillaceae. The transcript is spliced from 4 exons. Gene Ontology annotation, molecular function: sequence-specific DNA binding; DNA-binding transcription factor activity. Gene Ontology annotation, biological process: regulation of DNA-templated transcription.
AUGAGUGGUCUCGCCGAUCCCCCGAGCAAAGUUACCUUUGCUCCCACGGUCACCACCCAUGCUCCCGGCAAGACUCGCAAUCUUCCUGUCCUCUCCUCGUCCGUGACCGGCUCAAAUCAGUCGUCCGGUGACCCAAUGGAUGUAACUCCGUCGACCGGGGGCGCUGCGCCUCCCAAUUCCGAUGGCGCAAACUCCAAUUCCAAUGCGCCCAAUGGUUCUACGGAUCUGAACACUGCGAGCAACAGUGGCAACAAUAAUACCAAUAACAACAGCAAUGGCCCGAACCAGGCCAUCGGAGCUGCCGCUGCUGCCCAGCAGCCCAAAGUCGUACAGACGGCAUUCAUCCACAAAUUAUACAAUAUGCUCGAGGAUCCUAGCAUUCAGCAUCUCAUCUCCUGGUCCAGCUCGAACGAUAGCUUCGUCAUGUCUCCCACAUCCGAAUUCUCAAAAGUUCUCGCGCAAUAUUUCAAGCAUACCAACAUUUCAUCCUUUGUCAGACAACUCAACAUGUACGGCUUUCACAAAGUGAGCGACGUCUUCCACACCGGAUCUCCCGAUUCCGCGCUCUGGGAAUUCAAACACGGCAAUGGCAACUUCAAACGCGGAGAUUUAGUAGGAUUAAGGGAAAUCAAGCGCCGGGCAUCUCGUCACGCUCUGAUCCACCGCGACUCAUUCCCCGGCCAUAAGACCACCGCCGCGUCGCAACCCGGUACCCCAGCCGAACCGGUUCCCGAUGCUACGGAGACACGUUUGAUGGCGCUCGAACAUUCGCUCUACGACAUGUAUAACCGCCUGGGUCGCGCAGAAGAGGGAAACAUGGCCCUCAGCUCGAGAUGUCAAGCAAUGGCAGAGGGCCUAUCCAGAUGCUACCACUGGGGUUAUUCGAUGUCGCGAUUCGUACAAGCGAUGGUUCCUGAUCGAGAUAGCCCUCUGUAUCGCGACAUCGUCAGUAUGCAAAGUGAACUGGAAAGACACCUUGAUUCUGUCCGCGCCCUGGAGAACCCUCAUGAUCCAUAUCUCGCAGCGCGGCAGCCGCCGCCUUACUUUGCGAACGUCUCCGUCGAGCCACCGGGCGCGCCGCUCUCUCCUCGACAGAUGCCAAUGGACGAUAGUCGUCGACCAUCGGUGGUCGAAUCCUCUUUCCGGCCCAAUAUGAUCCGGCCCCCUCUGCCUCCACACUUGGCCGUUUCUCCGCGUCGUUAUGGCUCCGUCAGUGCUGCUGCCCAUCCUUCUCCGAAUCAUAACCGUCCCCAGGUCCCCUCUGUUGUAACACCUCAGCCACCGAUGCCUCACCCACUUUCGUCCGUCUCGUCUCCUCCAGGACCCAACCUUGGGCGACGACACACAUCCGCCGAUAUUCGCCAGCACGGCUGGCCGCCACCGGGCGUUUCGCCCUUCUCGACCCAUCACCCACCAGUACCACCGCCGCCCCACUGGCCUCCGUCACCACAUCGCACUCCAACCUCCAGUGAACAACAGGUCCGAGAUGUUUUAGCUCAGUACGAAAUGGGUGCCCCGCGUAGACCUCCGCAUUCACGCAACAUAACCCCGCCUACGAGUGCCGACGCACCUUCGUCGUCUAUGCUCAGUGCCGAUAAUGGUUGGACGUUUGGGCCCCGGUAUCCCCGACACGAGUCAUCCCUGCCAGCAACCCGACGGUCCAGCAUGGCCAGUAACGUUCAUUCGCUCCUCAACCCGGCUGAUACCGCUGAGCGACCCGAUGAGGAUCAAGCAAUGAACGAUGACCGCAAGCGAAAACGUUUGGAAUGA